AUGAUUGCCUUCCUUUCCCUUAUUGUGUUGGUCCACAGCGUCUUUGGUGACAACCUAGUAGAGGUUCUCCAAGCUGACGGAGAAACAACGCUCAUCUCACUGGUUCAACAGGCAGGGCUAGCUGAUACAAUUUUGGGAGGGGAAUAUACCAUAUUUGCUCCAACUAACGCCGCUUUCUCCAAGCUUCCACAAGCUACACUUGAUAGUCUUUCAAAGGACACCACAGCUCUGGCCAACAUUCUGAAAUAUCACGUGGUCAAGGGAUCUAUCCACAAAGCUGAUGCUUCUAAUGAACUUCAGUUGGAGACUUUGGCGGGAACCAAAAUCAGAUUCAACAUCUACAGUCAUAACAAUGUUGUGACAGUGGAAGGAUCCAAAAUCACCCACUUUGAUCUCACCGCAUCAAACGGAAUGGUCCACGUUAUCGACACUGUUAUGAUGCCCCCUGAGGGAAAUAUCGUGGACCUCGUGGCAGGAAACAGUGACCUCAGCACUCUCCUUUCAAAGGUUCAGUCAGCUGGGUUGGCCGGAGCUCUACAGGGCGAUGCGCUGACAGUAUUUGCACCAACAAAUGCAGCUUUCGCUAGACUUGGUAGUCACGUUUUGGACAACCUUAGAAGAAACCCAAGGCUUUUGAAAGAAAUUCUGGAAUACCAUGUUGUUCCUCACACUGAAUACUCAGCUGGACUUUACAACCGCGAAUAUCUCAGAACUCUUGAUACUCACCAUGACGUCAUCAGACUCGGAGUCAGCAGUACUGGUCGUGUGACUGUUAAUCUUAAUUCCCACGUAACAAAAGCCGAUAUAAGCGCCACCAACGGAGUAGUACAUAUUAUAGAUCAUUUAAAACUCAGAAUGAUUUCCUACCUAACUUUGGCUGUGAUUGUACAGAGUGCUUUCGCUGGAAAUCUUGUGGAAGUUCUUCAAAACGACGGGGAAACAACUCUCAUUGCUCUUGUACAGCAAGCAGGAUUAGCUGAUGCUCUGUUAGGAGGUGAAUUCACUAUUUUUGCUCCGACAAAUGCUGCUUUUGCCAAACUUCCACAAGCUACACUUGAUAGUCUUUCAAAGGACAGCACUGCUCUAGCCAACAUUCUGAAAUAUCAUGUGGUCAAGGGAUCCAUCCACAAAGCUGAUGCUUCUAAUGAGCUUCAGUUGGAGACUCUGGCGGGAACCAAAAUCAGAUUCAACAUAUACAGCCAUAACCAUGUUGUGACAGUGGAAGGAUCCAAAAUCACCCACUUUGAUCUCACCGCAUCAAACGGAAUGGUCCACGUUAUCGACACCGUUAUGAUGCCCCCUGAAGGAAAUAUUGUGGACCUCGUGGCCGGAAACAGUGACCUCAGCACUCUCCUGUCAAAGGUCCAGACAGCUGGCUUGGCCGGAGCUCUACAAGGCGAUGGACUGACAGUAUUUGCACCAACAAAUGCAGCUUUCGCUAGACUUGGUAGUCACGUUUUAGACAACCUUAGAAGAAAUCCAAGACUUUUGAAAGAGAUUCUUGAAUACCAUGUUGUUCCACAUACUGAAUACUCAGCUGGUCUUUACAACCGCGAAUAUGUCAGAACUCUUGAUACUCACCAUGACGUCAUCAGACUCGGAGUCAGCAGUAGCGGAGGUGUCACAGUCAAUCGCAACGCCCACGUAACAAAAACCGAUAUAAGCGCCACCAACGGAGUAGUGCAUAUUAUAGAUCACGUGCUUAUUCCUGCUCGUUAUUUAUUUUCUGCUAUUCUUGGUAGGAAGUAA
Saccostrea echinata is the source of this 1749-nucleotide messenger RNA. Its product is annotated as transforming growth factor-beta-induced protein ig-h3-like. Gene Ontology annotation, cellular component: extracellular matrix. Gene Ontology annotation, biological process: extracellular matrix organization; cell adhesion. Gene Ontology annotation, molecular function: cell adhesion molecule binding. The record is from RefSeq and is a predicted model, not a curated record. The transcript is spliced from 12 exons. Bases 1 to 1749 code for a protein of 582 amino acids. Lineage: Eukaryota; Metazoa; Mollusca; Bivalvia; Ostreida; Ostreidae.